GGAUCGGGACGAGUUCUAGCGCCGGUUCUCCCUCCUCUCAAAACCCCCAUAGAUAAGUAUAUAUGCACACGAGCUCUCGUUCACAGCAAGCAAUCUUGUAGUUGAAACACACAGAUAGAUUUUCAUCGAUCGAUCCACGACCAUGGACAAGCACACCAUCCGCAUCCUUGCGCUAGCCCUGCUGUCUCUGCAUCUCCUGUGCUGCGCCACCAUCGCGCAAUGCCGAACCAUCGCCGACCUGCACCACGAGAAGAUCAACUUUCCCAACGGGCUGUGCGCCGAGAACAAGCUGUGCAUCACUGAAUACUGCUAUUGCUGCCUGAUAUAUGACCGCUGCUACCUAACCAUGGACGCAUGCAAGAAACGCUGUGACAAUCCAUCCUUGUCUGCUUCGGAAGACUUGCAAGCGGCGGAGACGGCGACCGCGACCCCUGCUCCUUUACCCACUGCCUAGUCAAAUUAAUUGGCUCAUGUUUUUUUUUUCAGUCACGAGGCAUAUAUGAUAUGAUGCUUCUUCUGUGCCGAAAACAAGUUUGCAAUAAUUAAGAGCUUUCAAAAAGAAUA
Molecule: messenger RNA, 564 nt
Organism: Triticum aestivum (bread wheat)
Lineage: Eukaryota; Viridiplantae; Streptophyta; Magnoliopsida; Poales; Poaceae
Exons: 2
Coding region: 143-454 (103 amino acids)
Source: RefSeq, a predicted model, not a curated record